This is a messenger RNA of Pseudopodoces humilis (Tibetan ground-tit), 2483 nucleotides long. Its product is annotated as disintegrin and metalloproteinase domain-containing protein 9-like. NCBI's taxonomy places the organism in Eukaryota, Metazoa, Chordata, Aves, Passeriformes, Paridae. Gene Ontology annotation, biological process: proteolysis. The record is from RefSeq and is a predicted model, not a curated record. Gene Ontology annotation, molecular function: metalloendopeptidase activity. Gene Ontology annotation, cellular component: plasma membrane.
AUGUUAAUGCACAGCCUAUUUUUCUUCACUUUUGGACUAAUAUUUACUGGAAACCCUUUCUGGAUAAAAGCUGUAUCCUCUGAACACAAGUCCGGACUUUCUACAUUAGAAAUAAUCAUUCCUCGAAGUCUGACAGGCAGAGAGAAACAUCCCCCAUUUUCUCAUGAGGAGCAUUCAGAUGACAAUCUUUCUUACUCAGUUAAAACCAGAAAUGGAACAUACCUCCUAAAGCUGAAGAAAAAUAAAAAGCUUCUCAGUGAUGACUUUAAGCUGUACACAUAUGGGGAAAAUGGGAAACUGCAGGCAACACUAUCCAAAAAUGAGACACACUGUUAUUAUCAUGGCACUGUUGAAGGAAUUGCUGACUCCACACUUGCUCUUAGCACAUGUGAUGGCCUUAGGGGAAUUCUCUACAUUGGAGGCAGAUGGUACGGAAUGGAGCCCCUCAACACAUCCAGCACAUUUGAACAUGUGCUUUACGAACUGGAAGAUGUGCAGGGUAUCCCCUUCCACUGUGGGGUGCUGAAUGGCAGCCUGGAGCAUGAGAAGCAGUCUGUGAAAUACACAUUUUCAUCAAACAGCACCUCCAGCAGGGACAGGCUCCUCAGGGAGAAGCGAGCUGUCCUGCCCCAGAAAAGUUAUGUAGAAUUAUUUGUGGUUGUGGAUCACAACAGGUUUUUGAUGAAGAAUUCUGAUCCUGCUGCAGUGCAAAAGGAAACAGUGGAGCUGAUUAAUUAUGUUGAUGGGAUGUAUAGAGCAUUAAACAUCCAGAUUGUUUUGGUUGGAUUAGAGAUUUGGACAGAUGCCAACCACAUAUCUGUAAUGGAUGGUUCAGCUGGAGAUGUGCUGAGUAGGUUUGUUUCUUGGAGACAGAAAGAUCUUCUGAAGCGCUCAAGAAAUGACGUUGGUCACCUCAUAAUAGGGAGAAACUCUUUCAGUGGAUCCAUUGGAAUGGCUUUUGUGGGUACUGUGUGCUCACAUGUCCAGGGAGGGUCAAUCAGCACUCUGAAUCAUAACAAAAUGUUACGUCACGCCACAGUAGUUGCACAUGAACUGGGGCACAAUCUUGGGAUGAAACAUGAUGAUAAGAGGUGUCCUGCAUCCUAUAUCAUGCACAGCACAGAUAAUGGAUCCAGGAAUUUUAGCACCUGUAGCGCUGAUGAUUUUGAGGCCUUUAUUCUGAAUGGAGGAGGAAACUGCCUUAGAAAUCCUCCCAAAACGAGUAAUGUGUACAAAGAACCUGUCUGUGGUAAUAAUGUGGUCGAUAACAAUGAAGAAUGUGACUGUGGCAAACCACAGGAAUGUUCCAACCCCUGCUGUGAUGCUGCAACCUGCAAACUCACACCUGGCUCACAAUGUGCCCAAGGACUGUGCUGCAAAAACUGCAAGUUCAGAGUGGCAGGAGCAGAGUGCAGAGCAAAACAAGAUGUCUGUGAUCUCCCUGAGUACUGCAAUGGAAGCACUGCCUACUGCCCAGAUGAUGUUUACAUCAUGAAUGGUCACCCAUGCAGCAACAGCAAGGCUUAUUGCUACUAUGGGGUGUGCCAGAGCUUUGAUUCACAGUGUGAAUCUAUCUAUGGGAAAGGGGCACGAAAAGCACCUGAUAUAUGCUUUGAAAAAGCAAAUAUUAAAGGCGAUAGGUUUGGAAACUGUGGAAUGAAAGGUGGAGUGUACAAGAAAUGCCCUGUCCAGCACAGUCUGUGUGGGAAGCUCCAGUGCACAUCUGUCAGCCUUCAAAACCUUCCAGCCUGGAGCGUUGUCAAUAACGCGUCCGGGGUUUUAUGCUGGUCCUCUGACUUUGACUUAGGAUCAGAUAUCCCUGAUCCUGCUCAAGUUCAUGAUGGGACAGCCUGUGGAGAGAACAAGGCCUGUGUAGGUUUUGAAUGUGUCGAUGCAAGAUAUCUGGGCUACAGCUGUGAUGUAAAGCAGAAGUGUAAUAAUAAUGGGGUGUGUAACAACAACGGGAAUUGCCACUGCAAUCCAGGAUGGGCCCCUCCAUUCUGUAACCAGUCUGGCUACGGUGGCAGUGUUGACAGUGGUCCAGCUCACACAGAUACAUCACUCCGGGAUGGGCUCCUGAUUUUCUUCUUCCUUGUGCUGCCUGUAGCCAUCCUCACUGCAGUAGCAGUGUUUAAACGUGAUGCAAUAAGGAGAAAACUUUGCAGGAAAAGCAGAGGACAGCACAGGAGUAACAGUGGGCAGGAACCAAAGCAAGGCAACAGAGCAAGUCAUGAAACGGGAAAUAAUCAGCCUGCUGCAUCGAGUCGCAAUAUUUUUACCAUAUUGCAUUUUCCUGGUACAAGGCAGCCAGUCCAAACCCAGCUUCCUGCAGCUUCCUCAGGACCUCAACGACCCCCAGUCCCACCUAGACCAGUUGUCUGAAAUGUUUCUUGGGAACCCUCAAUCAAUUCUCACAAGUAACUGGCCUGAAAAACAAAUUAAAGGAUUUCAAUGCUCCAGUGCUGUCCUUGUGCAGCCAAAAU